AUGGCUUCCGAGGAGGUCGACUACCAAUACUACACAUACGAUGGCCGCCUAGCCUCGUUCCAGAAGAACAAGAAGCGCGGCUCAACCGCCAAGGGCUCCAAGGCCCUCAACUGGCCGCACAAGACGAUUACGGCCGAGAGCCUCGCACGCGCAGGUUUUUACUUUCAGCCUUGGGCUGAUAACCCCGACAACGUCGUCUGCUUCCUAUGCCACAAGAGCAUGGAUGGCUGGGAGGCCGGCGACGACCCCCUCCGCGAACAUCUGAAGCACUCGCCCGAGUGCGGAUGGGCCGUUACUGCCGCGAUCGAGGCAGAGAUUGAGACGUACCAGCUUAUGCACCCUCUCGAGUCAACUAUGAUGGAGGCGCGCAAGGCUACUUUUGCUGGGCUGUGGCCCCACGACGGCAAACGGGCGUGGAAGUGCAAGACGAAACAGCUGGUCGAGGCCGGGUGGAGGUAUACGCCGACCCUGGACUCUGACGAUAACGCGACGUGUGCCUACUGUGGCCUAGGCCUUGACGGCUGGGAGCCCGGUGACAAGCCCUACGAGGAACACGAGAAGCGAUCGCCAAGCUGCCUGUUCUUUACCCUCUCCAGGCAGCCCAAGAAGGGGCGCGGGAAGACGGCGCACGCAUCUAAGGCAUCCCGCGUAUCCACCCAAUCCACCGCCACCGAGGCGCCGUCCAUGGCAGACACGACAGCCGCAACAGCCGACGACACAUUCAUGACAACCGUCUCUACCGCGACAACGCAAGGGGCCAAGAAGAGCCGCUCAAAGAAGGGGACAGCUACCAAGGGUAGCAAGACAAAGGCACAGAAGGAGGCGAGUGUCAUCGAUUCCGAUGAAGCGCAGAACCUUGAGAUCCCUGAACCCCAGGAGGAGCUUGCCGCAUCAUCGCCGCCGCCGCCGCCGCCGCCACCGGCAGCGAAGAAGCCCGUACGAGGCAAGAAGCGUGGCAGCGAGGCUGUCAACGAGUCGACACUGACAAUCACUUCGGAAGCCCCUGCACGAAAGAAGCGUGCACCGAAGGCUCGCGGAAGCACGGCAAUCGAGAGCUCUACCGUUGAACCCUCGUCGGAAGAUCACGACAUGGCCGUUGACGCUGCUCCCGCACCAAAAAAGACGACCGGUCGGAAGAAGGGCUCGACCGUUCGCAAGGCGUCAGUAAGGUCCAGCGCAUCAUCGGUGGGAUCGAUAUCUUCGCUCAAGUCCUUGCCUCCUCAGUUCCCCGACGAUGACGAGAUCGAACGCCAGCUCGAGGCUGACCUUGAGCGUCCUCUCACCGAUGAUGAAGCUAUUGCCACCGAGUCGGACUCGGGGAGGGCCAAAGGCAAGGCACCCCACGGAAGAAGGGCUGCGCAGCAGCAGAAGACGUCCAAGGACUACGCCAUGUUUGACCCGGAACCCGUGUAUCAUGAUGACGAGGAGAUGGAGGACGAGCUUGAUGCCCUGCGCGAACAGAUGGAUGCUGAGAAGCAACAUGAGCCCGAACCUGAAUCCGAGCCCGAGCCGAUUCAGAUCCCUAAGAAGGGGCGGAAGCCCGGUGUUCGGAAGGCUUCCAAGCAGACCAAACCUAAGAAGGCUGCGGACAUGGAGCCGGAGCUCCCGCCUGUCGAACUCGAAGAGGUUGAGCCAGAAGAGCCUGUGUGGGCUGACCCGGAAGACAAGAACACAGAAGAUUACGAGAACAGCAUCGGCAGUACCGGCACGACCGUCAAGAAGACGGAGGAGCAGCGUCCCGCAACAGCAGCGCAGCAGAAAAAGAAGGGCAGCCGUACCAAAAAGACUAAGGCUUCUUCACCGAUGUACGAGCCACUCGAAGAUACCGAUGAGUUGGCCGAAGAUGACGUGGACCUCAUCGAGCCGCCGCCGCCGCCGCCGCCGCCGAAGCAAGGAAAGCCCAAGGCCAAGACCAGGGCUGCUCCCGAAUCACCGGCUGACCCGCCAAAGAAGCGUGCUCGCGGUCGGCCAGCCAAGGCGGCACAAGCACAAGCAGAAGAAGAAGAAGAAGAAGAAGAUGUCGAGGGGCAGAAUCCAAAGUCGAAACAGAAGCAGAAGCCAGUUGAAACGGCGCCGGCUGAAACCAGCCGCGCAAGGCCACCUGCUAAGGCGUCGAUGGACAGCCAGAUAGCGGGCCCCGAUGCCCAACUACAGGGGGAGGCCGAAGAUGCAAACUUGAGGGCAGAGCGCGACGACGAGCAGGAGGAUUACGCCGACGAAAUAUACGAUGACGAGGCUGAGUACCGGGACUUGCACUCUGGCAGUCAACCAGACUACUUCUCAACGCCGGCCUCCCGCCGAAACUCGGCAAGCGGCGUCCCGUCGACGCCGCCGAGCGCAUCAGCCCGCCAGGCAGCCCUAUCUCCCUCCCAGUCACCCCAAUCUUCGGAUGCGGAGAAUCAGCCGCCGUCGUCGAGGGCGCCAGCCACAGUGACGAAGCACGUGGCCCUGGUCCCUAUGGAGGCGACGCCGGUGCGAACCACGUCGCCCUCGAAGCGCAACGCCAUUGCCGGCCUGCAGAGCAAGACGCCCUGGAAGGCUGUCGACCUCGACGCCGUGCUGGGCACGCCGGCGGCUGGUUCCGUGGCCGCAGCGGCCGAUAAGGAGAACGGCGCGGACCGCUUGCUCAGGAAGGGCAAGGAGCUGACCUCUCCCGAGAAGCAGAUGACAGUUGAGGAGUGGAUCUACCACAAUGCCGGGGAGGCGGAGAAGGUGCUCAGGCAGGAGUGCGAGGCCAUGGUGAGCCGGUUCGAGAGCGAGGGGGCCAAGGCUAUGAAUGUGCUUGAGGAGUUGGUUAUUGACUGA
Molecule: messenger RNA, 2805 nt
Organism: Geosmithia morbida
Lineage: Eukaryota; Fungi; Ascomycota; Sordariomycetes; Hypocreales; Bionectriaceae
Product: Inhibitor of Apoptosis domain
Exons: 4
Coding region: 1-2805 (934 amino acids)
Source: RefSeq, a predicted model, not a curated record